AUGAAUAGAGGAUCAUCAAUACCAACCACCAAUUCAAUUGCCCAAAAUUGUCGAUCAAUUCUUAGAGAACGUUGCCGCAUUCAACAAGCUAGUAAUUAUACUACUAGCAGAGAAUAUUUAUCUGAUAAAUGGAAAGCUAGCCAUACUAUUUCAACAAAUCCUAUUUGUUCACCAUAUGAUGUUGAUAAUCUUCAAGUGCCAGUUGUAUGCUGCGAAGAACCAUCUUAUUGCAACACUCUUUUUGGUAUUUAUCCUUCGAUGUCAUCUAGUGGUUAUGUCUAUCAUACAAGUUGCAUUGAUGGAAAUACAGCUUCAAUGCAACCCAUAUUAAAUAAACAAACAGGUCAUGUUGAAUACUUAUCGAUAUCAUCUGAAAAUUGUAUACAAAUUAUUACAGAUGCAAUUAUUACCAAUAUACGUUAUAAAGUACCUAAAGAAGAAAUAGCUCUUUUAUGUUGUUGUCUUCCAUCAUUAAUUCGACAGAUUAUGUGUAAAAGUCCAUGGUUAACACCAAACGAUAUUAUUCAAUGGCUCAGUUCAGAUAUUAUAAAAGAAGCGAUGGGUUAUUUUGAUAAAAACGACUUUGAAGAUGAAAAUACAUCUCGUAAAGUAAAACAAAGUCAUACGAAUAAAGAUAGAUUUUUUCGAAAAGAAAAAGAUAAAAAAGUUAAUGAUAACAUUUCAAUGAAAUCACGUCAAGAUGAUAACGAUAGUUUAUCAUCAUAUAGAAGUAGAAUAAGUGAAACAUCUCAACAUUCAAUUUUAUCAAAACACUCAUCACAAUCAAUUUUUAAUUUACCCAGUAAUAUUCAUAAAAAACAAAAAAAAUAUAUAAAUAAAAAACGUUGGAAAAAUCCUGGUAAAAAUAAAACAAAAAGUCGUAAACAAUCGACAAAUUCAUUAAUUAAUCAACAAACUAAUGAAUGGAAAUCAAAUUCAAAUUUGUCAACGGAUUCAUUUGAUUCAAAAGAAAAUCUCGAUAAAAAAAUUAUUCAAUCAAAUGAUAAAUCAAAACGAGACAACCGAUUAUCACCUCAUCAAAUUGAAUAUCCGGUCAAAAAAGAUUCAAAUGCUAGUAAAGAUCUUGAAAAAUGUUUAGCCUUUUAUCAUAAAGUUCAAGAAUAUUUUGACGAUGAUAUAGCUGCUAUGCUUCUUAAAUGUUGUUUAUGUUAUGGUCAUUGUUCAGAUAAUAAAUAA
This is a messenger RNA of Rotaria sp. Silwood2, 1197 nucleotides long. The record is from the annotation of a GenBank genome assembly. Lineage: Eukaryota; Metazoa; Rotifera; Eurotatoria; Philodinida; Philodinidae.